UACAUUUUGUCUAAAGAUAGGAAACCAUUCAGUGUGACAAGCAUGCAAUAAUAGAGGGAGAGAAUCUGGAGGGGGGGAAUACUUUUUCACGGCACAGUAGGCGACAUGGGCAGUGAGCUAUAUUGUAUGAUGCUGGAAUGGAAAUAAUUAGAGAACCGGCAUAAACGGUCAUCGUAAUGUAAUUAUGUGCACAUGCUUCUGAAUAAACUUGGUCGCUUUUAGUAGGAAAAGUUAUAGUAGCCAAUAGGCUACCACUAGGCGCAGUAGCCUACACAUUAACUAACCAUGCAAACACAGUGACAGUACGCAGAGAACCAGUUCUUUGAAAACAUUCAAAUGUAUGUGCUAUUAGGGCUUUGCGUUACUUGUCCGCCACUGCUUGUUGCUAAAACUUGAUUCGGAGAACAGCUGUUUUCACAGAGUGCAAUCCAGGUCGAACACGCGACAGCCAUUUUUGAGCAGAUUCUGACUGGCAGUUCCUUCUGCAUCUUAUAUACAGUAUUUCGUUUUUGGAACAUUGAGGGGAACCUGUCAUCAGGAAGCAUAACUACAGGAAAACGGGGACAUGGCCUUUGUGGGCACAGCCGUGCGGAAGGCGGGCAUGUGUCGCGCCGCCCUCGGGCCCCUCUGCCGCUCUGCCUCUCGCUGCUACAGCUCCGCCCCCGAGCCCACCUCUGAGAAGAGCGUGCCCUAUGAGAAGAUCCUGAAGCAGGAGAGCGAGCUCAGCGGCCCCACAAAGCCCCUCCCCAAGUCAGCGGAGGCCGUGGUGAUUGGUGGGGGCAGCCUGGGCUGCCAGACCGUGUACCACCUGACUAAGAUGGGCAUGACCAACGUGGUGCUGCUGGAGAGAGACCGACUGACGGCGGGCACCACAUGGCACACAGCUGGGCUGCUGUGGCAGCUGAGGCCCAGCGAUGUGGAGGUGGAGCUGCUGGCCCACACCAGGCAGGUGGUCAGCGCUGACCUGGAGCAGGAGACCGGCCUGCACACAGGCUGGAUCCAGAACGGAGGCCUCUUCAUCGCUUCCAACAAGCAGAGGCUGGAUGAGUACAAGCGCCUCAUGUCGCUGGGGAAGGUGUAUGGCAUCGAGUCUCACGUCCUGUCACCUGCGGAGACCAAGGAUUUGUACCCGCUGAUGAACGUGGACGACCUUUACGGCACGCUGUACGUCCCCAAGGAUGGCACCAUGGACCCUGCUGGCACAUGCACCACGCUUACCAGGGCAGCUGCUGCCAAGGGUGCCACGGUGAUUGAGAACUGUCCAGUGACUGGAGUGCAGGUGCACACCGAUGACCUCGGGGUAAAGAGGGUGAAGGCAGUGGAGACAGAUCAUGGGACCAUUCAGACUCCGUGCAUCGUCAACUGUGCAGGUGUGUGGGCAGCAAAGCUGGGGGAGAUGGCUGGUGUCAACGUGCCUCUGAUUGCUAUGCAUCACGCUUACGUGGUGACAGAGAGGAUUCAGGGGAUUCAGAACAUGCCUAAUGUGCGGGACCAUGAUGCAUCUGUCUACCUUCGUCUCCAAGGAGAUGCCCUGUCAGUGGGUGGUUAUGAGGAAAAUCCUAUUUUCUGGGAUGAGGUGUCUGAGAAAUUUGCCUUCAGCCUGUUUGACCUGGACUGGGAUGUGUUCAUGCAGCACAUUGAGGGAGCCAUCAACCGCGUGCCUGCCCUGGAGCAGACAGGCAUAAAGUCCACUGUCUGCGGGCCAGAAUCCUUCACAGCCGACCAUAAGCCCUUAAUGGGUGAGGCCCCCGAGGUGAGGGGCUACUUCCUGGGCUGCGGCUUCAACAGCGCAGGGAUGAUGCUCGGAGGUGGCUGUGGGAAGGAGCUGGCACACUGGAUUAUUCAUGGUCGGCCAGAGAAGGACAUGUAUGGCUACGACAUAAGGAGGUUCCACCACUCGCUCACCAACAACAACCGCUGGAUCCGAGAACGCAGCCAUGAGUCCUACGCCAAGAACUACUCUGUGGUGUUCCCCUUCGAUGAGCCGCUAGCCAGUCGCAACAUGAGGAAGGACCCCAUCCACAAGUUGCUGCUGGAUCAGGGAUGUGUGUUCCAGGAGAGACAUGGCUGGGAGAGACCAGGAUGGUUCAACCCAGAUGGUCCCGCUCCUGUUCUGGACUAUGAUUACUAUGGAGCAUAUGGUCUUCCUAAAAAUGAAAACUACAAAUACAACGAUCUACUGGACAAGGAGUACACCUUUUCCUUUCCUCCACAUCACCAUGUGAUAAAGAAGGAGUGUCUGACCUGUAGGAAUGCAGUGGCUGUAUUUGACAUGUCCUACUUUGGCAAGUUCUACUUGGUUGGGCCAGACUCCAAAAAGGCAGCAGACUGGCUUUUCUCUGCAGAUGUCAACAAAGGAGUGGGCUCCACGGUCUAUACUUGCAUGCUGAACAAGAAGGGAGGAGUCGAGAGUGACCUCACAGUCAGCCGCAUUGAACCAGGCUCCACCCACUCACCUCUGACACCCAAAUUUGAAGGUGAUGGCUAUUACCUGGCAAUAGGAGGGGGUGUGGCGCAGCAGAACUGGUGCCACAUCCAGACCGUGCUGCAGAACGAGGGCCUCCGCUGCCAGCUGCUGGACCGCUCUGAGGACAUGGGCAUGGUCAGCAUCCAGGGGCCCAGGAGCCGUGAUCUGCUGCAGGAGCUGCUGGACACAGACCUGAGUAAUGAGUCCUUCCCUUUCUCUACACACAAGCUGGUGAAGGCUGCUGGACAUGAGGUGCGUGCCAUGCGUCUGUCCUUCGUGGGCGAGAUGGGCUGGGAGCUGCACGUUCCCCGGGACUCCUGUGUGCCGGUCUACCAGGCUGUCAUGGCCGCGGGUGCCAAGUACGGGAUCUGCAAUGCCGGCUACCGGGCCAUCGACUCCCUCAGCAUCGAGAAAGGGUACAGGCACUGGCAUGCAGACCUCCGGCCCGAUGACACGCCCCUGGAGGCGGGGCUGGCCUUCACCUGUAAGCUGAAGAGUUCCAUCCCGUUCCUGGGACGGGAGGCGCUGGAGGCCCAGCGGAAGCGCGGGCUGCGCAGACGCAUCGUGUGCUUCACCAUCGACGAGAAGGUACCAAUGUUUGGCCUUGAGGCGAUCUUCAGGAACGGCCAGCCCGUGGGCCAUCUGCGCCGGUCAGAAUACGGCUUUGCCAUCGACAAGACCAUCGGUUACGGCUACAUACGGAACCCUGAUGGGGGAGUGGUGAGCCCCGACUUUGUGAGGAGCGGGAAAUUCACUCUGGAGCGGAUGGGCGUGGUCUACGAGGCUACGGCUCAUCUGAAGUCUCCCUUUGACGCAGAAAACAAGCGCGUGAAGGGGAUCUACUGAGCACCAGAAAGGAUGUGGCGGGCUAGGGGCGGAGCCAAAACCAAGCCCACGUCAUCUUUACCAACUCAGGGAGGGUCUGCCGGGACUGCUUUGUGAGAUCUUGUUUUAAGUGGACGUUAUUUAGGUUUGAGCAUAAGGUGGGUUAUUGGCAACUGGUAGACAUUUCCAAUUACUUUAUCUUUUUUCACUAGAUCAAGACAACCCUCAUACAAGCCUCAGAUGGUGCAUAGGUUUCUCCAGACUUUCAGUCUAUCAUCAGAGUACAGCAUAGUCCCAUGCUCAGAGCCAGUCCUGACCUCCCUGGGGCCCUUAGCAAAAUUCUGCUAAGGGGCCCUCCUACCUGACCCGUGAGCCAUGCAAACCAUUUGCCAUUGCCACACAGUCCCACCUGACACCCCAGUGCUCCCAGUACAGUCCUCCCUCCUUUAAAACAGUUUGUCAGUCCAUCUGUCAGUCUAAGAAUAGGAAUAUUUAAUCAGUAGUCAAUGUCAAUCCAUUGCUUUCCGUCUUGCAUUAUUCUAGAGUUGUUGUUAAACCUUGACUGAGACACUAGAUAAUCAUUGUCUUGUUUUUUAAAAUUAUGUGCGCCUAUGAGGAGUGCUAUCACGCCCAUAUAUUGUCUGGACUAGACCCCACAGAGGUUGCUGCUGGAAAGCGCGAGUUUCAUUUCGUGCAUGCACAUAUGAACGCAUGUUCACGUGCGACGCGGUUAUCUUUUCUGAGCUGCAGUUUAUAAGCACAGUUGCCCCUUGGCAUUUAUCAGACGUAAUAAUUAAGCAUUAUAAAACGGGUAGCUCAGAUCAAGCAAUCUGAUUGGUUCAUAGCCGUGGUAUAUUAACCAUAUACCAUGGCUAUGACGUCUAAUUCCUUUGCACAAUUCAGUAUCACUCUGCGUCUGAGGAUAAGAAUGAGGCCCUGCCCAAGCUUAUGCAUCACAUAUGUUUUACAAAUGCCCAAAAGUACAGAGAAACAGAAAUGCAUUCUCUCAACAAGUUUUUAGAUGCUUAGGUUUUUUAAUUGUAUCUUAUCAUAAAAUGAUGACUGGUGACUGGAAUGAUAUCAUUCUAAAUAACUAGGUCAAACGCAUUCGCUGGCCCUCUUGGCACCAAGCGUCUAUGAGAUGCAACAUUGUAUGAGCACACACUGACAUGUUGGCCAUGAUUAAUUUACAGCGGUGAACAUUCUCAACGUUGUACCAACAUGGCGGCCAUGUUUUAUUUAUAAUGGUGAACCUUCUCAGGAGGGAAGCUGUGGGAAAUAUGCUCUGUGAAUCUUAGGAAUGCUGCCAUGCUUACAAAGCUGAUCGUGGGAAAUGAUCUCUUAAAUAUUCUUUAGAUAGCAUGUGCUCUCUGUGUAUGUUCUGUAAUUUUGAUCUUUCCUUCAUCUUCCAGCGUGCUGUUAAUGCACUAAAUAUGUUGGUUGCGUGAAUGUGAAAGUACGUGGCUUCCAUCAGAUGUGCAAUAGUGCUGCUUGGUCAUUAGCCAAAUAUCCGAAACAACUUUGGAUAUUGACCUUUUAAACACAAGAACGCAAGCUUGAAUUCAUUACCUGGAGACACUAAAUAAGAAAAAGUCGUCUAUUUUUGUACAUUGUAAAUUAGUGUGUGGAUAUUGCCAUGUGAUAGCAGUCCACUUCUGAGCUGAUUUCCUUGAAUAACCAGGUGGAGAUGCUGUUGGGUACAUCUGCACCUUUUACCACAUAUUUUACAUGAAUUUAGAUAACAUGAAUUUGGAGAUUGUGGAAUUAUUUUAAUUUUAACAAACUGAUAAUUUUGUAGCAAUGUCUUAUUUUAUCAGUCAAAACUAAUUUAAAAGUCUCUCAUGCUGUUUUUUUCCAUAAUGUUACUAAUCUUGCUUUUAAGGGUGAUUUUAUAAAACCUAAAGCUAUUAUAUGAAGUCAUUUUUGUGCUAGUUCUUUUGUCCCAUAUCUGUAUCAGGAUUGGUUCAGAAGGCAGCAGACCUCAUAUUAAUCUGUUUGUUUUGGUGCAUGCUAGCUCGUGAGGGCAAAGGAAGUAGUUCUAGUUACUGCAAAAGUGUUUGCAAUAUGUUUGUGCUGGAGGCCAGCCAUUUUAAAGGUGAUAUGCCACUAUGAGUGCCAAGAUCACUGUUUUAUCUAAGAGGACAUAAAGCAGUUUCUAAAUGCUUCUCCUCUUAACAAAUAAGUCAGUAUGAGCCCAUAGACAUUAGUACAAAUCCGUAAAGAAACAUAAUUUCACAGAUAAAUUACUAAUAUAUAAUUUAUCAGAAUGGUUUCUCAGCUUGUUGUGUUCCGACACUUUUUACUUUCAAUGUUAAAAUAUUAUUCAAGGCUAGAUUUGAGCUUAUGAUGGAUGUUUGUGACUUAGUUCUAUUACAUUUAGAAAAUGUUAAUGAGACAUCUGGUACAGAGGUAUUCAAUACUAUUCUUCAAUACAAUACAAUUCAAUACUAUUAAAUUAGAUCAUGGCUCACUGCUAUUGGGAAUGGGGUGAUUGUGUUUAAAAUUGCAAAGGCAUAUUCAUUGAAAGAGGAGAUCAAAGUUGAGCCUGUGUGCUUCCUAUGCCAUUGCCAGUGGUUCUGAGUUUGUUAUAUUUGAGUGAGAUUUGAGUCUUAAUCCAUAGUUGUAAACCAUAUUUUACUACAUAUUUGGAACCCCAGUUUGAAAUGUGUUUAAAAACUGCAUUUGGUAUUAUUGGAAGCAAAUCAGGUGACUUUUUGUAUAAAUUACUGUUGUAAAGCAUACAAUGCAUGACAAUGCAAGCUUAAUUAGCUUUUCCGUUGCAAUGAGACAUAAGCGUCUCCCCAUUUAAAGUCUUAACUGUUAAAUUGCCAUAUUUACAGCUUGUGGGAAAUAAAUGCUUUUGAUUGGA
Anguilla anguilla (European eel) is the source of this 6161-nucleotide messenger RNA. RefSeq names its product sarcosine dehydrogenase (gene sardh). Gene Ontology annotation, cellular component: mitochondrion. The transcript has 21 exons. Gene Ontology annotation, molecular function: protein binding; oxidoreductase activity. The record is from RefSeq and is a predicted model, not a curated record. NCBI's taxonomy places the organism in Eukaryota, Metazoa, Chordata, Actinopteri, Anguilliformes, Anguillidae. The coding region runs from base 566 to 3313 and encodes 915 amino acids.